AUGACGCCGCCUACCUCUUUUAUCCUCAUCUUUGCUGCCUGUAUUCUGGCAUGCGAUAUUCCUACAAGCCCUCUCUCGAACAAUAUUACCGAGGGUUUCGCACUUCAGAUACAGAAUGCGUCGUUUCCAGAUAUCCAUAACCAUUUCUUGAAUAUCUGGGACUGGGGUGGCGGUGACCAGCAUCUUUUCGUUAGUCCCGCUGGAAACUCCACCAAUGAGCUUACACUCGUCGACGGCGUGAUCACUUUACCUUGGGAUCCGCCUCGUCGCGCAUAUGAGGUGAAAGACAAUACGACCAAGAUGUUCAUGACUGAGCGUGGAGAUCCGCGUGCUAUUUAUGAUGUCGUAUAUGGUUGCAAUCCUGACACAGAUGCUUUGCAGACUGAACUAUCCUUCAAGUCACGGGGGGGUAUAGAAAUAGGAGGAAAUAUCGGCGUUCGCCCGUUCAACGGCAUGUAUGACUUUCGAUGGACGCCCGCAGGAAAUACAGCAUAUGAUGAAGAUCGGCCAUGGACAAGGGUGACUUUGGUUGUGGUUCAUUCUUGA
Messenger RNA from Daldinia vernicosa, 546 nucleotides. RefSeq lists its product as uncharacterized. The record is from RefSeq and is a predicted model, not a curated record. The transcript is spliced from 3 exons. Lineage: Eukaryota; Fungi; Ascomycota; Sordariomycetes; Xylariales; Hypoxylaceae. The coding region runs from base 1 to 546 and encodes 181 amino acids.